AUGACCAGUCCCGAUCUUAAGCGAAAGGCGGACUCGUCUACCAUUACAAGUAGCAAAAAGCCUAAAGAUGGAAACAUUACAUCCUUCUUUGGAGCGCCUAAGAAGCCGAAGACCCUCGCGACCCAAACAGUUCAGUCGAUUACUCAACCCUCUUCGUUCAAUAAGGAAAAAUGGGUGGCAUCUCUCACUCCAGAGCAAAAGGAGCUGCUACAGUUAGAGAUCGAUACGUUGCACGUCAGCUGGCUUGCUCAUCUCAAGGAGGAAUUGGUGACAUCCGAGUUUUUAAACUUGAAGCGCUUUCUGAAGGCAGAAAAGGAGUCCAAGGCCAAGAUAUUUCCCCCAGAAGAGGAUAUUUAUUCAUGUGUAAAAGUGGUCAUCAUUGGCCAAGACCCAUACCACAAUGAUAACCAAGCCCAUGGGUUGUGUUUCUCUGUACGACCUCCGACUCGAGCCCCGCCAUCCCUGGUCAAUAUCUACAAAGGAAUCAAGAUGAAUUAUCCGGACUUUACACCACCACCCAACAACAGUGGGCUGCUUACUCCAUGGGCUGAACGGGGAGUGUUGAUGCUGAAUACCUGCCUCACAGUUCGUGCUCAUCAGGCUAAUAGUCACUCCAACAAGGGAUGGGAGAAAUUCACUCAAAAGGCAAUUGAUCUUGUUGCCCGAGUACGAACUCGUGGUGUGGUUUUUCUUGCUUGGGGAACGCCUGCUGGAACACGAGUAGCCAAAAUCAACCGAGAGAAGCACUGUUUUGAAAACGGCCACUUCAAGAAAUGCAAUGAUUGGCUCGCUUCACGAUAUGGUGAUGAUGAAAUUAUCGAUUGGAGUCUGGUACCGACUAAGAAGAUUACACCUGCUAUAUCGAACAAGGAGAACUCAUCGACUUUGGCCAAUAUUACGAAAGUACUGUCCGAGGCUGGUCCUGAGACGGAUUCAAACCCCGCAAAGCCACUGCCGUCUACUGAAUUUGAUGAGUUUGAUGAUGCAGAAGCCCUUGAAGCCUUGGUCGCAGCUGACCAGGAUAUCUGA
Molecule: messenger RNA, 1029 nt
Organism: Penicillium taxi
Lineage: Eukaryota; Fungi; Ascomycota; Eurotiomycetes; Eurotiales; Aspergillaceae
Product: uracil-DNA glycosylase
Exons: 3
Coding region: 1-1029 (342 amino acids)
Biological process (GO): base-excision repair; base-excision repair, AP site formation via deaminated base removal
Cellular component (GO): nucleus; mitochondrion
Molecular function (GO): uracil DNA N-glycosylase activity
Source: RefSeq, a predicted model, not a curated record